Vicia villosa (hairy vetch) is the source of this 555-nucleotide messenger RNA. RefSeq lists its product as uncharacterized. The record is from RefSeq and is a predicted model, not a curated record. Gene Ontology annotation, molecular function: aspartic-type endopeptidase activity. Bases 1 to 555 code for a protein of 184 amino acids. Gene Ontology annotation, biological process: proteolysis. The transcript has a single exon. Lineage: Eukaryota; Viridiplantae; Streptophyta; Magnoliopsida; Fabales; Fabaceae.
AUGUCGUUGUACAGAAAAUUUAUGAAAGAAGUAAUUGCAAAGAAGAAGCCUACGAGAGAUGAACAAAAGAGAGUAAUUGAAAAGUGCGGGAGAAUCUCACCGGAAAGGAGAAUCCCAAUUAAGAAGAAAGAUCCUGGAGCAGUUGCAAUACCAUGCACCAUCAAUGACAUAAAUUUUCCCAAGGUUUUGAUCGAUUCAGGUGCUAGUGUGAGUUUGAUGCCUUUAUCCAUUUUCAAAAAGCUGGGUAUUGGAACAGUAAGGGGAAAAGGAAAAAAGCUGAAAUUUACGGAUCACACCAUCAAACAAGCGUACGGGGUGGCUGAAGACGUGUUGGUGGAAAUUGACAAAUUCAUUUUUCCAGUGGAUUUUGAGAUCAUGGAUAUUCCGGAAGAUGAAGAAACACCUAUCAUUCUGGGUCGACCAUUCAUGCGUACUAGUGGAUGCAACAUUGACAUUGAAACAGGUGCUCUGACCCUGAAAUAUUUUGAUGAGAAGGUAACCUUAGAAGUGCUGAUAUCAAGAAACAGAGUGAAGGAAAUGGACAUCAACCUAUAG